AUGUCGAGUCGCCGGUGGCGGGUCGCUGCGACAGUGUGGCUGUGGUGGCUGCAGGGAUCAGUGGCUUCCUUGUGUGAGGUUGAUACCUUCUCGGUCGAGUAUGGCAAGAUCCAGAUCGACCUGAAGGCCCACAACAUCCCUGAGACUUGCUGCGCCGACAUGCGACGCAUUAUGAGCUCGACACGAUUGAUGAAAUUGAAGGGAAUUCUUCCGGCUCCAAGAUGGCUGCAUGGAGAUGAGGGCAAGUCAUGCUCGGAGGUGUGCGUAGAGUUCGGAGAAAUAUGCAUCGAGCAUGCAAGAAUGUCGUCAGAGGACACCAAGCAUGCUGCUGCUCAGGCCGAAGUUUCUUGCAAUCAGAAUUUGUCAGGGGUCUUGUGGCUUCCCGAGCUACAACCUUCUUUCUCCAAGGAUGCAACGGAAGCAAGCAUGAAAGGAUGUGACAAAGCCUUCGCAGGCCUCAAUGAAGCGAUAGCCAAACGGCAUGAGCAGGUUCAUAUGAGUAAUAGAGAAUACGACAAGGCUCAGCCCUGUAGGAAAGGAUACUAUUGCCCUGCUGGAGUUAUCCCUGUAGUCUGUCCGACCAACUUUACUUCUUUCCCGGGAUCCUCAAAGGCUACAGACUGUUAUCCUCGUGAUCACGCUUCCUUGGAGAGGGAACGAAAGUUACGUGAGGCAAUGGAUGAAAGCUAUCAUGUCGCGUUCCGUGAACACCAGAAGGCCCUGCUGGAGCUGUGGGGGGUGAAUAGCUCCGUGGUGGAGCAAUACAGCAUUGAGAAAGAGGAGCCAGUUACUAGGGAAGAGCUCUUGUUCUGGGAGAUGGAAGAAGUCAGAAAGAAGACGGCGGAAAAACUGUUGGAAGGUGGGGGGAACUUUCGUCUUUCUCGGUUCAUUAAUUCUCGCUUCUCCCCCAGCAAGCUAUGCAGAGAUAUCUGUCGGUGGAAACGAAGACAAGGGCAGUGA
Molecule: messenger RNA, 960 nt
Organism: Guillardia theta CCMP2712
Lineage: Eukaryota; Cryptophyceae; Pyrenomonadales; Geminigeraceae
Exons: 9
Coding region: 1-960 (319 amino acids)
Source: RefSeq, a predicted model, not a curated record